Cylindrotheca closterium is the source of this 1647-nucleotide messenger RNA. NCBI's taxonomy places the organism in Eukaryota, Bacillariophyta, Bacillariophyceae, Bacillariales, Bacillariaceae. The record is from the annotation of a GenBank genome assembly.
AUGAACUUCUGCAACCCGUCCAACUCAGAUUCGUCAUCGGCGAUAGGUUCUUCCUAUCGACCAAUGACACUGAAGCAACGAACAUCCUCCAAGGAUACACGAAGAGAUUACACACACAACACCUGGACGUCACUUCUUUUCUUGCUCAAAAUAAGAGAAUUAUUCAUUACAGUUGACAACUUUUCCAUUUGGAGGCGGCAUAUGGCUUGGGCUAUGAAUAAUGGAGAAGAUUUGAAGGCAUAUAUGACGCAACGAUACUCUUCGAACAUGAUAUUCAUGUCGCUUUUGCUUUCAACGGAACUCGGGGUCCUCUUCAGCACAUCAUCAAUCACAGCUUCAGUCCGGCAAGAACUUCAAGACGGCCAACAUUUUACAUUGUCCUUCUGGGCUGGUCUGAUGAUCAUCAUUUCUGCGCUCUUGACAAUUCUGAGUCUGAUAUCGAUAUAUACUGCCUGGGCUAUGGUCAACAGCAUCAAUGCCAAUAAUGCGCAUUGUAUUCUCCGCAGCAGUAUCGGUCAGUAUGCAGCCGAACUACCAGGGAGACUUAUCGUCUGUUCCAUAUAUUCCUUUUUGAUCAGCUUUGUCAUCUACUUCUUCCUGCUGUUGCCCGUCGGGAUUUGGUCCAUCUUGCUCUUGGCAAGCACGCUGUUUUUGUUUUUUCAUAUUGUGUCAGUAUUUUCCGCCCUAGGCAGAGUUAUCAUGCACACUGGUGCGAUGGGUGACGAAAGAAUCUUUGCUCCAGAAUUUGAAGAACUCCUGAUCCCGCAUACGUUGCACUCCAACCUGUUGGCCAAGUCGAAGGCGAAUCUCGAGAAUAACACAAGCAUUAUCCGACAAUACCGGCGAAAACAAGCCCCAAUUGAUCGAUUCCUCACAGAGGAAGAAAUCUACGAUCACUUGUGUGGGCGUCUGAAGGCACCACUGGUCGAGGACUUUGUCACUUCGAAUCGCCCACGAGUAGAUUCCACGGUCCGUUUUGCCGAUGAAGAGCAAGGGAGACCAGAGGUGCCGGUUGUAGGCUACGAACGCUCUUUGUCGGCAAUAUCAGAUGUGUCUUCUCCGAGCGCUCCACCUCGUGCGUUUGCGGUAGCUUCCAAGCCACCGGGACAAGCGCAAACCACCAAACGCCAUCCGAGCAGCUUGAAUCGGCCGAAAUAUUCAAGCCGUCCUCCAUCAGGACCCCCAGUGGUUCCAAAGCCAGAUAACUUUGAUGCCCAUGCUUUGCGCAAUGUUUCAUCUUCUAGUCUGGAACAAUGGCUCCAAGCUUCACCCAGAGGUAGCAGCGACGGAAAUUAUAUUGUUAGUUUCCCCGAGCCAGAACAACAAAAUGAUGAUGUAAAUGCAACUGCUGCCAAUGCGCACUCCCCUCCUCCGCCACCAUUUCAUCAGACGACGCCAAAGGAUGAGAGCCCAAAAGUGCACAGCAAAUCUGAACGCAAGUUAUCCUCGACGAGCUCCGUGUCCUCCACAAAGAGUUUUCAAGAAAUGUCGGAUGAUGAACGAUUCGAUUUUGAAUAUGGCGACAUUGGUGACAACAAAAAGAAUGGCUCGAAUCAUGGUGAUGCAGACAACUUGGGUGGAGAGAAGACAAGCUUGUUGGGGGGGCAUAACCGACCGUACAAUGACUAUGGGAAUUCAGCGAAAUGA